UGAACGGGCUAAAAACGUGGGUACAAAUCUAAAACGUUCGCUAAACUUUGAAACCAAACUCAUUCAAAACUAUAGCAAAAAACGUCAUACUCGUGCUACACUGUGUAUUUUCUAUGUAGCUUAUUGUAAACGGUGGCAGACGCUAGUAGAGAUUUGAUGCAGCAUGAACAAUCCAAACGGUAGGGGAGUACCCGAAGGCUACGUCAAAGUUGGACUUUUAAGACGGUGCAACGGCUCUGGUGAGAGACCCCUGUGCACCAAAAGUGACGAGGUGAGGCUGGCAGAGGAAGCCAGCAAGAAGUACGGCUCCCCAGCUCCAACCAUCUUCUCCAAAGUGAUCGACAAAAGCAUCCCUGCAGAUAUCAUUUAUGAGGAUGAAAAGUGUUUGGCAUUCAGGGAUAUCAGUCCACAGGCGCCUGUUCACUUCCUGGUUAUUCCAAGGAUUCCUAUUCCCAGAAUAAGUGAGGCCAAAGAUGAUGACGCUGAGCUCUUAGGACAUUUAUUGGUUGUUGCCAAAAAUGUGGCAAAGCAAGAAUCUCUGACUGAAGGGUACAGAGUGGUGAUCAACGACGGGAAGCACGGUGCUCAGUCCGUCUACCACCUUCACAUCCACGUCCUGGGAGGAAGACAGAUGAAAUGGCCACCAGGAUAAGGGCUUCACAUUUACUGUGGUGUCUCAGUUUAAUCCAAUAAUAAUGGCAUAAUACCUGUUUAUACACAAAGCUGAUGUCAAUGUAAAUAUGUUGGAAAAAAUGUGUGAAAAGGAAAAGUCAGAAGUUGAUGUUUGAUAUGGCUGCAAAUAAAGACACAUUCUGUUAUGGAA
Molecule: messenger RNA, 823 nt
Organism: Maylandia zebra (zebra mbuna)
Lineage: Eukaryota; Metazoa; Chordata; Actinopteri; Cichliformes; Cichlidae
Gene: hint2
Product: histidine triad nucleotide binding protein 2
Molecular function (GO): catalytic activity
Source: RefSeq, a predicted model, not a curated record